AUGGAGACGGAGUUGCUCGAGGAGCUCCGAGCAGCGCAGGAGGAGCACAAGCGUGCUCUUGCGGCUGCAAACGAAGUGCGCGGGACGCUCGACCACGCGAGGAAGGAGUAUGAAGACGCUCGAGCCGGGGAAAAGGCUAGUGAGGAUGAAUUGGUGAACGCAGCGGAAGCUUUAGCGUUGACCUCUUUGGUGGAGUACCAUGCGAACAUCGGCUGCUACCAAUGUUAUCUCUUCCUAGACGGCCACAAGCAGGGCAACAAGCUCGAGGAGACUUUGGAUGUGGCAAAACUUCAUGUUCGCGUAGAUUUCCCACGCGUGGAACUGACUUACAAGCGCCAAAGUGAUGGAGAGUGCAGUAAGGAAGAUGAAAAAGUUGUGUGGUGGACGGAGAUCGAGCGGAACGUGGAUACUUCUGAGUGCGCAUUGGAAGAUAAGGAAGAUCAUUGGUAUCUGCGACUCCCGAUCCGGCUGAGUGACAAGCAGCCACUGGGCGGGUUCUCCUCGUUCACACAAGUGUCUAACGUUGAGCUACAGCCGGAUAGCUAUGCGUCCGUGUGUUGUCGAGGCUGCAGCGCUCAGCUGCUUGGAAGUACCAGGAUCGAGAAGGUUUUGCCGCUGCCAUCCGCCAAUUGGAUGGACAUGUUUGACUUCUGGGGCGCAGGCAUUGGCGCCUUCGAGCACAUCCCUCGCGAUGAUAUUCAUGCGCAGAAGCAUCGAGUUCUUGUUGGAGAGUCGUACGUCCUACUGCAUGCUAGUGACUUGAAGGCGGACGCGACAGUAGCGAACCGUGAAGAUGCGACUGUGGACAACGCGAAAGAAGACCACGAAUGGAUGCCGCUGACCUGUGCUGCGUGCUCCGAGCGUGUUGGCCUGUCUAAUGUAGAGCAGCCAGACACGGAGGAAGAGAACGUGUUUGCCAAAUACACGAUCGACAGCAUCCUCAGUGCCAAGUUGCUAGAAAUGGCAGAUGCGGAUGGAAAAUUUCGGUUUAUCUUGACCUGGGAGACGAUGAUCAAACAACAAGAUGCGACCAAAUUCCGUCGCGUACUGAAGGUUCUGUAUGGCCCUCGCCAGCCAACAUCCGCGAUUCCUGGACUCUUGCCUUCACACGAAGUGGCACUUCCAGCAGCCAUGUACUCAGCAAUCGCCCAGCGACUUGAAACCAGCUCGACACUGUUGCCGACUUCAUUGCGGGCAUUGAACCGGAUGAGUGUUGGUUAUUUGUUCGCUUGA
This is a messenger RNA of Phytophthora infestans T30-4, 1233 nucleotides long. RefSeq lists its product as uncharacterized. Bases 1 to 1233 code for a protein of 410 amino acids. The transcript has 4 exons. Gene Ontology annotation, biological process: protein polyubiquitination; protein autoubiquitination; proteasome-mediated ubiquitin-dependent protein catabolic process. The record is from RefSeq and is a predicted model, not a curated record. Gene Ontology annotation, cellular component: nucleus; cytosol; ubiquitin ligase complex. Gene Ontology annotation, molecular function: cyclin binding; ubiquitin conjugating enzyme binding; ubiquitin protein ligase activity. NCBI's taxonomy places the organism in Eukaryota, Oomycota, Peronosporomycetes, Peronosporales, Peronosporaceae.